This is a messenger RNA of Lobosporangium transversale, 1840 nucleotides long. Its product is annotated as putative adipose-regulatory protein-domain-containing protein. Gene Ontology annotation, cellular component: endoplasmic reticulum membrane. The coding region runs from base 1 to 1800 and encodes 599 amino acids. The record is from RefSeq and is a predicted model, not a curated record. NCBI's taxonomy places the organism in Eukaryota, Fungi, Mortierellomycota, Mortierellomycetes, Mortierellales, Mortierellaceae. The transcript is spliced from 6 exons. Gene Ontology annotation, biological process: lipid droplet organization; lipid storage.
AUGACUCUCUUUGAGGCAAGUUUAAGUAUUCUCUCAUUCUUUAUCACUCCAUUAUUGGCAGUGCUUGAUCCAUACGUCAAACAACUGACACAAUGGUUAACCUCAUCAGCGCUGCAUCGCAAGAUUAUCAAAUUCUUCGUGGGUCUCAUUGUUCUACUCUUACUAGUCGGGGUAUCCCUUUUUGCUUACCUUUCCUUCUACUGGGUCUAUAUCCCUCAACGUGGACAUGUCGGUCAAGUACAUCUGCAAUAUGAUAGACCAACUCUUCCUGGCAUUGUCCCAAGCCCUCCAUCAGCUGAAGUUGACUUCUCAAGAGGAGGACGCUAUACCCAGUUUUUACGUGCGGAUCAGGCAUAUGAUAUCUCCGUCAACUUGCACGUGCCUACAUCGGAAAAGAACGUGGCCAUUGGGAACUUCAUGGUUGUCGUGACUCUGUUGCGCGUUGAUGGCACGGCAAUCAUGACCUCUAGUAGACCUGCCAUCCUCACCUACCAGUCCCUACCAUUAAAACUCAUGCGUACGGCGUGGAGAGCAGUUCCAUUGGUCUUGGAGUGGUCCAAAGAGGACCAAGUCCUCCGGGUCCCAUUGGUUGAGAAUUAUGUCGAAGAUGCUGUCAAUCCUGUGGCUCGUGCGCGCGUGGAAAUUUCAAGUCCUGACCUCCAAGUUUACAAAACUACUAUCCACAUUGAUGCCCACUUCCAUGGCCUCAGAUAUUUCAUGUACUACUACAAGGUCUCUACUGCACUGGUUUUUAUGGCGGUCUUUAUCUUCUGGGAGAUCAUCUUCUCGGUGAUUACCUGGCAGGUGCUUGCAGGCUGGUUUGGUAGCGAUUCUGAGGCUUUGGCGAUCGCGCAUCAAAUGCGCACUGGACCAGGUGUACAAGGAACUCAACCGGGACAGCUUGGAGAGCAGCAGCAGUUGUUGCGCGGACACCCGGAGAUGGGAAGUGCAACUCCAAUCUUCCCAUCAGGUACAACACCUCGCCAACCGCAAGUUCAGAUCCAAAGGCAAAAAGCCAAUACUGAAUCUGAUAAUGAGUUUGAAGAAGAAGAAUUAGGCAGGACUUCGCGAGGCGUAGCAAGAGACUUGAUUUUUGAUCAUGAUGAAAUGGAGGACGACGAGGAUCAAGCGCUUGAAGAUGAUGCAGUUGUUCCAGAGAGACCUCAGACACCUUUGCAGCGUCGCCAUGAAGCUGGUGCCGGCAUCGGAGAUGCUUCACUCCUUGGAUCACGUUCCACAAGAGAAACAACAGAAAGGCAACAACGCAGCAUUCCCACUACUAUCCCAAUUACGACCACGACCGCAGCCACAACACAACGUCAGCAUCGUGGCACAGUCGUAGAGACGGACGACGGUGCAUCAACAUCUGGAAGCACAACAACUACAGAGAGCUCAAGACGUAUUGUAAGGGGUGGUAUCGACAUGUCCAUGACCACUUCGUCUAGUCUGCACCCACCCCCUCCUCCUCCUCCUUCAUUACUUUCAGAACGAUCUUCAGAGUUCCAAAUGUCGCAGAGUCGAGGGGACAAUGGCGGGCGUCGUCGUGCAGCAGUAGAAUCAGAAUAUACGGAAGAGGAUGAUGAGUACGUUGCUGAAGAGGCAGAUGAUGACGAUGACGAUGACGACGAUGGAAACAUUUCAUUUGGAGAGGAAGAUUUCACCGAGGCCAGUCUUCUGAGUCGCUCUCCUGUUUCAUCCCGACCCGUGCGGUUGAGACGAGAGAGCCAAGGCCGAGUUGGAGCACAAACAACGCGCACAACUGAUAACACUGGCCGAAGCACAGCACGGGCAGGACAGUAAUAACGCGUAUUGAAACGAAAUAAUGUGAUGAUUUUUUUUU